Cryptococcus deneoformans JEC21 is the source of this 529-nucleotide messenger RNA. Its product is annotated as expressed protein. Lineage: Eukaryota; Fungi; Basidiomycota; Tremellomycetes; Tremellales; Cryptococcaceae. Gene Ontology annotation, biological process: electron transport chain; mitochondrial respiratory chain complex I assembly. The record is from RefSeq and is a predicted model, not a curated record. The transcript has 3 exons. Gene Ontology annotation, cellular component: mitochondrion. The coding region runs from base 15 to 233 and encodes 72 amino acids.
GCACAACAGAAGAGAUGCCAGGUCCCCUUUACCGUGAUCCUUGGGCCGCCCGAGAGGCGUGGCGAAAAUCCCCCAUCUUCAGCAACAAGGCCAUGUUCCGGAGCAUGUUCCCUGGUCUCGGCACAGCGAUCGUUGCUUUCACCGCCUAUGUUAUCUACGACGACUUUUUCGCUGCCAAAUCAUCACAUGGCCAUGCCCACGGCAAGGAGCACCCAAAGACACUUGCGAUGUAGGGAUGGAAAUGAGAUGUAACAUUAUCUGCAUACGCUUCGUAUGGUGUGUGGUCAGAGAUACGAUGGAUGCCGGGUUGCAAAUGCUGGUGACGAAGACGAUGGGAUGGGAUAACUUUUGGCGCCAGUUGGGAUGGUGCUGUGGCCAGUGGUAAUGCUCACAUUUGAGGGAAAGUGCAGAGAAUAGCUCGAUAUUAUUUAUUGUUAUUUUCAACGGUGAACGCCGCUGGGUGUUAUUUAGUAUUUAAUUACGUUAUUUUCAUCGGGAACGCCGCUGGGUGUUAUUUAUGAUAUUUUCA